AGUGGUGUCAAACUACAUUAUUUCUACAAUAUAGAUGCAUCCUUUAUGGUAGUAGGGCUGACCAGACCAAGUUUUCAUGUACAUUUCAACAUUCAAAAAGGGCUUAAUAGCUAUGAACUACAAAUGGUUGUUUCAUUAUAAAACUGUGUCAGCGUUGUGACGAAGCUUUUGGAGCAUGGAAGCUCUGGAGCGCAGAAGAACUGACACUGGGAGACAUCAGUAAAAGCAAGACAUACAGCUUUACUGAGUAGAGCAGUAAAUACAGCACAGAUAGACUAGGCAGACGAUGACAACACCACCACGAACUGAACUGAUCUGAUCUGAACUGAUGCAAGAAAAAGGAACUCACUCUUAUAUCUGGAUCCUCCCUCCUUUCCAGACACACUCAGGGUCAUCACAGUUCAUCACUGAUUAACUCUUUCAAUGUCCAUACACUUCAGAUGAUGCAAUCAGGUUGCAAUCCCAGGCAUAGCACAAAUUACAUUUAAACAUUCACCUUACACAAAUCUUACAUUCACAAACUGUACUACUAGUGUUUAAUCAAACUGAAUUUCUCCCUGCUGUGGCCUGUUAGGGGAUUGAUCUAUCACAUUCCCGUUUUAUGCCCUGCCUAGGCAAUUAGCAGAACCAGAAAUUUGUUGAGCCCAGGUGGACUGCUGUUAAAUUACUUCUUAACAUAGGAGUGAGUAUGCUUGUCUUAAUUACUGAGUUGGGAAUAAAGCUUGUUUAAGAAUUUAAAAGAAAAUCUUUUAAAAUAAGUGGAUGCACAGGAUUUCUGUACUCCUUACCAUCCUCUGAAAAUCAACCUUUUAAUAGGGAAGGCAAAACUGUCUGCCCAGUAAAAUAAUUGUAUCAUCUAGUAAGUCAUUCAGAAUUAAAUGAUGGACAGAAGUGGUGUGUUUGAAGCAGGACAGACAUUCUUCCAUCAGCAUAUUCACUUUAUAUAGGAUAUUUACAUUGAUAUUAAUUUCUGCCCAUUACUUUUUCGUGUUUUGUAACUUCAUCUUUGGAAAGUCUUCUCGGGGUGCUGCCACAAUAUAAUAGUAGAAUGGGUGGCUAGAUAUGAGAAAGAUCCUUCUCAUACUGAAUUUAUGUUAAAUACUUAUAUCACAGUUCUAUACAUGUUGUAGAACUUUCCAAAAAGGAUGCAAAGUGUGACAGCCUGUUUACUUUCUGGUGAGUGUCAAGUAGACAAUAUUAAGCCAAACCUAAUAUCAAAUGCACAAGGUUUCAAUUUAUAUCUAGGCCACAUUCAAAAUGCUAGUCCUUUUACAAUGUGGCCCCAAGUUACAAACUCUGCAGCUGUGUUGACUGGUGGUGGAAUAGGACUAGAUUCAAUUUUUCUAAAAGGACAGAGUCACAGACUUUACAGGCUUGUACAGGCUAUGUCAGUUUCAAGAUAAGAUAUCUUCUGGCAGGGAAAAGGUCACAAUCUAUAUAUAUAAAAGAGUGAUGGCAUCACGGCGACCCACAAAACAACAAAACUACAGGCCCCCCAACCUCGAAAUUUGACAACACAACCCAUCAUCCACGCCUCUAGGUUGAUACAACAAAAAGAAAAGAAAAAUAAAGUCCUAAUUAGAGAGAGAGGAAUAAUUGCUUUUAUCCAAUUGCUGCCAGUUAGAAGGCUAAGCUCCUCCAACUUGGUUUCCUAGCAACCCAAUAAUAAAAAACACUAAAAAUUAAUACAAUAAAAUACUAUAUUAACAGAAAAUAACUAAAAAUAAUACAAGAAAAUAAUAAAAUAUAAUAAAUAAAAAUAUAACUUACAAUAAAAUUAAUAAAAAAUUGCAAAUAACGUCAAAUAAAAAUUACACAACAAUUUUUAACCAAUACCACCACCACUUUGCCACAGCAACGCGUGGCCGGGCACAGCUAGUAAGAUAUAAUCUGCAAACUACUACUGGGAAAACUGAGCUAUUGGGUAUAAGAAAUAUGUCGUUGAAUGCCAUAUCCUCAAACCCCCAAUUUGUUAGGAACAGUGCCAAUUAAUCCUCUGCCAUCCCUCUUUCUUCUGCUUUUAAAAUGUUCCAGUUUCUCUUUCAUUCUCCAGCUUUGUCCCAUUUUCUUCAUCCUACUUCAGCUGCUGCAAACUGAAUUCAAGGUGCAAAAAAAGGUAGUAGGAUUCCAUUAACAAGGACCAUUAGCAAAGAGAGGACAGUCUUGCCCUUCCCAGUAGGCUUAGGCAAAAGCAAACUGCUGAAGUCUCUCAUAAUGUCAGUGCUCUUCCUUAUUAAUAACUUUUGCUCGUGCAAACUACAGAAUCAUAGUGCUAUUAUUCUACUUUAACUGUCUUUGUUACAUCCUUGGAUUUGCAUAGUAGGGGGGAAAUUUGGAAUUCAGAGAACUCCAGUGCUUUCCUAAACUACAGACCCAAGGUUUCCAUAGGAUGGAGCCAUGGCAGGAAGCAAUCCAGUCUAAAGCUCAUCACAAGGACAGCUGUUGAAUAUUUCAAGAAGAUACAAACCAGAGAAAUCUCACUUUCAGCAGAAAUGGCAUCUGAAAGAGAAAUGAGCGUACAUGUCAAUGGAAAAAUUGAAGAGAUGAAGACAGCAGACAAUGUCUCUGACUCUGAAAGCAAAAGUAAAGAAAAGAAAAAGAAAGAAAAGCCUAAAAUGGUCAGCGCUCUUACAGUGUUUCGUUAUGCUGACUGGGUCGACAGAGCAUUAAUGUUAAUAGGCACCCUCUUGGCAGCUCUCCAUGGAUCUGCCCUUCCACUUAUGAUGGUUGUUUUUGGAGAUAUGACAGACAGCUUUGUGGCUUCAGGAAGUCCUUUGCCAUUUCCAGGAAACUUAACGAAUGAGACGAUUGAUGAAAUGAAGGCUUGUAUGGGUGAGAUGUUACAGAAAAAUAUGACAAGAUAUGCAUACUAUUAUUCAGGAAUUGGUGCUGGCGUUCUUGUGGCUGCCUAUAUAGAGAUUGCAUGCUGGACGCUUGCAGCCGGACGCCAGGUCAGGCGCAUUAGGCUGCGUUUUUUCCAUGCUGUCCUUCGGCAAGAAAUUGGAUGGUUUGAUGUCAACGAUGUUGGGGAGCUAAAUACCCGCCUAAUAGAUGAUGUUUCCAAGAUCAAUGAAGGAAUUGGUGAUAAGAUUGCAAUGUUAAUCCAAGGAAUAGCUGCAUUUAUAGCGGGACUUGUAAUUGGAUUUGUUAAAGGAUGGGAACUGACACUUGUGAUACUUGCCAUCAGUCCCGUUUUGGGACUGUCAGCUGCAAUCUGGGCAAAGGUCAUUACUGCUUUCACCAACAAAGAGCUUGCUGCGUAUGCAAAAGCUGGAUCUGUCGCUGAGGAGGUUCUGACAGCAAUUAGGACAGUGAUAGCUUUUGGAGGACAGAAAAAAGAAAUUGAUCGGUAUUCUAAAAAUUUAGAAAAUGCUAAAAACAUGGGAAUAAAAAAGGCUAUCAUGGCCAACAUAUCCAUAGGAAUAGCCUUCUUACUGAUAUAUGCAGCAUAUGCAUUGGGUUUCUGGUACGGAACUACUUUGAUCCUUGAGAACAAAUACACUAUUGGGAAAGUUCUCACAAUCUUCUUUGCUGUCCUGAUUGGAGCAUUCAGCCUCGGCCAGGCGUCUCCAAACCUAGAAGCCUUUGCUAUUGCCAGAGGAGCUGCUUAUGCAAUCUACAACAUCAUAGACAAUGAACCUCAGAUUGACAGCUUCUCAGAAUCUGGUUACAAACCUGACCACAUUAAAGGAGACAUGGCUUUCCACAAUGUGCAUUUCAGUUAUCCAGCAAGAGCAGAUGUCCAGGUGCUAAAAGGGCUGAAUCUGAAGGUUAACAGUGGCCAGACAGUAGCUCUGGUAGGCAGCAGUGGCUGCGGGAAAAGCACAACAGUCCAAUUGAUACAGAGAUUUUAUGAUCCUCUGGAAGGCAUGGUCACAAUUGAUGGACAGGAUAUUAAGACCCUAAAUAUAAGGUAUCUGAGGGAAAUUAUAGGCGUGGUGAACCAGGAGCCUGUGCUGUUUGCCACCACCAUUGCAGAAAAUAUUCGCUAUGGCCGCGAAGGCGUCACCAUGGAAGAGAUGGAGAAAGCCGUCAAAGAAGCCAAUGCCUAUGACUUCAUCAUGAAGUUGCCUGAUAAGUUUGAAACUAUGGUUGGAGACAGAGGGGCACAACUAAGUGGAGGUCAAAAGCAAAGGAUAGCCAUUGCUCGGGCUCUGGUUCGGAAUCCCAAGAUUCUCUUGCUGGACGAGGCAACGUCAGCUUUGGAUACGGAAAGUGAAGCUGUGGUUCAAGCAGCAUUGGACAAGGCGAGGGAAGGCCGUACCACAAUAGUGAUAGCCCAUCGUUUGUCUACAGUCCGAAACGCAGACCUGAUUGCUGCUUUUGAAGAUGGCACCAUCACAGAGCAAGGAUCUCAUAAUGAACUUAUGAAAAGGAAAGGAGUUUAUUACAAACUGGUCAAUAUGCAGUCCAUUGACACGGAGGUUCACUCAGAGGAAUCUGAUGAAAAUGAGCCCAGUUUCCAAAAACAAGAACCAUUGAAACGUGUUCUUUCAAAUGGAGUGAGAAGACGUUCAACUCGCAGGAGCGUAAAAAACCCAGAAGCAUCGGAUGAAGACCCGGAGGUCCAAACUGUUCAGCCUGAUGAAAAUCUGCCCCCUGUUUCAUUUUUGAGAAUCAUGAGCCUCAAUAAAUCUGAGUGGCCUUACUUUUUAGUGGGAACACUCUCUGCAAUCAUCAACGGAGCCAUGCAGCCUGCAUUUUCAGUUGUUUUCUCAGAAAUCAUAGGGAUUUUUGCAGAACAAGAAAAUUUAAGAGAAAGGAGCAAUAUGUAUUCAUUGCUCUUCUUAGGAAUUGGAAUUGUUUCCUUUAUAACAUUUUUUCUUCAGGGCUACACUUUUGGCAAAGCUGGAGAGGUCCUGACGAUGAAACUUCGCUAUAUGGGAUUCAAAGCAAUGCUUAGACAGGAUAUUGGUUGGUUUGAUGACCCUAAGAACAGUACUGGAGCAUUGACAACACGUCUUGCUCAUGAUGCUUCUGAAGUGAAAGGGGCAACUGGGGCCAGGCUGGCUAUGCUUGCCCAAAACCUGGCUAACCUUGGGACAGGGAUUAUUAUAUCAUUUGUGUAUGGCUGGCAGAUGACGCUCUUAAUCUUGGCUGUUGUGCCCAUCAUUGCCAUAGGAGGGCUCAUUGAAAUGAGAAUGUUAUCUGGACAUGCCAAGAAAGAUAAGAAAGAGCUUGAAAGUGCAGGAAAGAUCGCAACAGAAGCCAUAGGAAAUAUCAGAACUGUUGUUUCUCUCAAUCGGGAAGGAAAAUUUGAAUUCAUGUAUGAACAAAAUUUGCUAGUACCCUACAGAAAUUCAGUGAAGAAAGCACACAUUCAUGGAUUGACCUUCAGUGUUUCCCAGGCAAUGAUGUAUUUUACCUAUGCAGGUUGUUUUCGAUUUGGGGCUUGGCUUGUGGCAGGUGGAUACAUGGAGUUUAAGUCUGUUUUCUUGGUGUUUUCCUGUAUUGUUUUUGGUGCCAUGGCAUUAGGACAGACAUCUUCAUUUACACCAGACUAUGCCAAAGCCAAGAUAUCUGCUGCUCACCUGUUUGCACUAUUUGAAAGAGAACCCUUAAUAGAUAAUUAUAGUGAGAAGGGAGAGAGACCUCAACAAUUUGGUGGUAAUACAACCUUUAAGGAUGUGGUCUUCAACUAUCCCACCCGACCCGAUGUCACAGUGCUCAAUGGGUUGAAGGUUGCUGUGGCAAAAGGGCAGACAUUGGCUCUUGUGGGAAGCAGUGGCUGCGGGAAGAGCACACUGGUCCAGCUGCUUGAAAGAUUUUAUGAUCCUCUCAGUGGAGAAGUGCUCCUGGAUGGCCAAAACGCAAAGCAGCUACAUCUCCAGUGGCUGAGAUCCCAGAUUGGGAUUGUUUCUCAAGAACCAGUCUUGUUUGACUGCAGUAUUGCUGAUAAUAUUGCUUAUGGGGACAAUAGCAGAGAGGUGCCAUUUGAAGAAAUCGUCGAAGUAGCUAAAGCAGCCAACAUACACUCCUUCAUUGAAUCUCUACCAGAUAAAUACAACACUGCUGUUGGUGACAAAGGGACUCAGCUUUCGGGAGGCCAGAAACAACGCAUUGCUAUUGCUCGUGCCCUUAUCCGUCGGCCCACGAUUCUUCUACUGGAUGAAGCUACCUCUGCACUUGAUACAGAAAGUGAAAAGGUUGUCCAGGAGGCUCUAGAUAAAGCCAGACAAGGGCGUACCUGCAUCGUAAUAGCUCACCGCUUAUCUACAGUGCAGAAUGCAGACAGUAUAGCUGUGAUCCAGAAUGGUAAAGUCAUAGAACAAGGAACCCACCAGCAGCUACUGGCUAUGAAAGGAGUCUAUCACUCUCUAGUCAAUGUUCAGGCAGGGACAGCUACUGAAUAAAUUAAAAAGUGGACACUGAUGGUGUGGAAUUCAUUUUUAAAGAAGGCCACAGUAACAGAUACUCCUUAUACCAUCUCCAGCUUAUGCAAAAUAACCUUGCAGUAGUGACGGACGGAGCUCCACGAGGGUUAUUGACAUGAAAUUUCUCUGUAUGGACAUUUUUUCCUCUACUUUUUGGAAAGUUGUGAUGAAAUGUCUGUCUGUAUGAAAGAUGAUUCCAAGGACUCUAUGUCCAAAACAGCAACAAAACAUACGGAAGUGUUGGAGAAAGAAAACCACCUUGUGUUCUAGAUGGUUCAACAACCAACAACAAUCACAAACAGUUUCAGAGUUUGAUCAGAUAUACGUAGAUCCUGGAACCUGGUUGUGCUGGGAAAAGGCUACAAAGCAUUUUUCAAGUAUCUUGGCAUGAUGAACCUCGACUUGGAACAGGGGGACAACAACACUGCAGAUGUUGUUGGACUCAUACAGUGUUUCAAUAUUAUCUCUGCUUGUUAAAGCUGAUGAUAGUUGCACUUUCAGUGUCGGAAGAGUUACAACUGCCAACUCCUGCUUUAAAGGAAAUCUGCUUGAGAUGAAGGCCUCCACAAGAUUUGGCUAUCUAUCCUUUGGUAGUAUUGUGAUGCCUGUAACAGCAAAACUAUGUUAAGUGCCUUGGAAAAAAUAUCUAUUACCUUAACAUUUUCUAAAGCUAUUAUACAGAAUGCAUCUGCCAAAAAAUACUGUAUGUUUUGUUUUCAACUGAAGCGUGUAAUGUGAACAUUUGGAAUGUAUUUAUUUACGAUAAUUAAGUCUUUCUGUAAACAAUUAUACUUCCCAUUAGAUGAAAAAUGUAGGCUUUAAGUGUUGUUGUUUUCCCCUGCUAUAAAAAGCACAGUCUGGCAGUCAACUUGGUUUAUGUACAAUAUCUGAAAUGACUGGUUAACCUUAUACCUCUCAAAUGUUAGAAAGGUGCUUUACUCAACAUAUUAUAUUUUCAAGUGAAUAACACAACCUCAAUUUCUUUUAAGAGGGUUUUUACAUGACUAUAACGUAAACUAAAGUGACACAAAUAUUCCAGGGGAUUUUGUAGCACCUUUUGAGUCUAAAUGGUGACAGACUUUGCCUAUGAACAGCCUUUUGAUCUUAAACAGUUCUACCAAUAUAAUUAAUAAUCGUUUUGUGUAAUACUCUUCAGCUGGUCAGAAGAGUGAAAUUUGGAUAUAAUUAUGUUCACCAUUUGUGAUUAUAGAUGCCACUCCAGACAAGCCCUAACUACUUGGCUAUGCUUGCUGGAGCUCUGUAAUGUUUAGGAAUCAUCUGUUCUUGAAGGGUUGGAAAAUAGUGAAUUGUACAUCUCUGCACUUAACCUGUAGUCCUGCACAAUUAGACUCAAUAUCUAUGUAGAACAUCUGUAUCAAGAGCUUAAACCAUUGCAACUGGUAAAGAAAUGUCAGUUACUAACAUGUUAGUGAGCUACACCUCUAUUCUCUUAUAAGUAUUUGUGUAAUAAAAAGCAGAUAUUCAUGCAUCAUGUUAUAUAAAGAUUUUCCCUAUAGUUUCCAUUAGAAGUCUGCACCUCACACUCCUCCUUGGCCUGCUUUCAUUUUAGAACGAGAGUUCUCUGUUGUAUCAAAAACCUCUGAACUAGGGUUUAGUCAAAUUGUGGUUCAGUUAAAGCACAAUAUGACUGAAGCACUGGUUCAACACCGACAGAACAGGAAUAAAGUUUCUUUUAAAAAAAAAACAACAGUGCCUGGAACUGGGCUACUUCGACUUGUUUGCAUACCUAAGUCAGCCUAAGCUGUCUCCCAGUCAAACUUAAAUUUGUCAGGCAUCAGCCACAUUAAGAGAAGGAGGUCCAUUCUGCUGGCUAUUGGAGUGCAGAUUUUUUCCUUCCAGUGAGCAAAGUUACAAUGGCCCUUCUUCUGGUUGUCUCAGCCUCACUUGCAGACAGAAGAAUGGAAAUGUCACUAUCUCCCUCCUCAAUCACAGACAGAACAGAUCUUCUCUCUGCAUAGCUGUUGCUCAGUAAAUCAGGUGCCAGAAUUGUGAUUACAUUGGGAUCAUGAGUACAGAUAGGUAACUCCAGGUUAGAGAUAUAUAAGUGUGAUGCUAAUUUGUGCCCAUUCUAAAAUUGCUUGUAAAUUGUCUUAGGUGUGGAGGGGAGAGCGGAAAUUGGGGAUAUAAGUGGCUUCAUUAACAUGAAGCGACAUGUAGGUUCAUGGAAGACAGUCAUCUCCAAGAUCUGCCCCUGGCAACAGAGGGAUGCUUCUGUAUACAAAUCAAGCUAAGACUUACCGGUGUUUGAGGUGGCUUUAUUUUAGAGAAAAGAAAUUACACAACUGAGAAACAAAAUCCUCCCCUUGCCCCACAUGUGAAGAAAAUCUGAAGUCCUGAGAAUAUUGUUAAGUUAUACACUUGAGGGAACCAUAUCAAACAUAGCUUCUAAAUCACCAAAAUAAUGUCAAGUAUGAUUUCAGUUUCUGUUCUUUGUUCGGAAUGUAAAAAAUAAAAUCUAGAACAUGUUUCUCAA
Anolis carolinensis (green anole) is the source of this 8868-nucleotide messenger RNA. RefSeq names its product ATP-dependent translocase ABCB1. The record is from RefSeq and is a predicted model, not a curated record. Gene Ontology annotation, biological process: transmembrane transport. Gene Ontology annotation, cellular component: membrane. NCBI's taxonomy places the organism in Eukaryota, Metazoa, Chordata, Lepidosauria, Squamata, Anolidae. The coding region runs from base 2493 to 6353 and encodes 1286 amino acids. The transcript has 29 exons. Gene Ontology annotation, molecular function: ABC-type oligopeptide transporter activity; ATP hydrolysis activity; ATP binding.